This is a messenger RNA of Chironomus riparius, 2766 nucleotides long. The record is from the annotation of a GenBank genome assembly. Lineage: Eukaryota; Metazoa; Arthropoda; Insecta; Diptera; Chironomidae.
AUGGAGACAAGACAAAAGGAAUUACAAGAUAAGCUGAAUGAGCUGAAACAGUAUGAAGAAGAGCAGAAAAACUUGAUGAUUAUGACACAAAAGAGUCUUUUAACAAAGGAACAACUUCAAAUGUAUGAAAUUUUAGGAAUAAGCUUAUCCAGUUUUAUAGAAAUGCAAAAUAAUGAUGAUUUAGAAGAAAUUAAUGACAAUAAUUCUGAUGAUUAUUCUAAUAUAAUUAAUGACUAUGAAGAUCCAGUAGACGACUCAGAUAUUGAGCAAGAGAAAAGUCCAUCAAAGUAUAAUAAUGAAUUAAUUAAAAGUGAUGACAUAAUUCCAGCACAGCGACAAUUUCAUGUUGAGGAAUUUAAAGACACUGGAAGUGAAUUACAGGUUCCAAAAAAGCCAUUUCUAAGACGAGGUGCUGGGCUAUCGUCACGAUUUAAUAUGGCACCAGAUAGAUUCAGCUUAAAGAAGCUUCCUCCAUAUAAAUAUAGCGAUAGAAUUAAGAAAACUUUGGCAAAAACUAAAAAUCCACAAUUUAAGGAUGUUGAACCAACAAAAAAGGAACGACCAAAAUCAUUAGAUAAUGAUAAGAUAGAUAAGCCAAAAUCACUGGAUAAUGACGUUAAUAAAAUAACUAGAAAAAGUGAUCCAGUUGUUAAGAAAAAUGACAUAAAAAGAGUUCCUGAAAUUCCAGAAUCUAAAGAUUUGGUAGUUCCGCAAGCAAAUCUCAAAAUACCACUAGCUAAGCCCAUUGAACAACCGCCAAAUCCAAUAAUUGAAAGAAUUCUAUCAAAAUCAAGUCCAGAAGAAAUUAAGGAAACGCCAAAAAAUCCAAAACUCCCAAAAGGCGUAUCAUGGGCACAAAUUCUCUCGUGCAACAACAUUGCUGACUGUUCUGUCAAUCUAAAUCAGCUUGUGGCACCAACAGAGAAUGAACAUGAUGAGACAAGCUUGUUCCAGCUAUUAGAAGAAAGAAUUAACAAUUUAAAUUUAGAUUCAUCACCAUCUAGUUUAAUUAAGCUAUUGUCAUCAUUACAGAGUGAUCAGAGCAGUAAUUCUGAGGCUAUAAAGGAAUUUCUCAAACCUAAUGAUCCAAUAAUCAAUGAGAAUGCAAAUACAAUAAAUUUAAAGCUACAACCACAUCCAAGUGAUGUUAAUAAGAAGCUAAUUAUAGAUGAAAGUAGUAGCAGCGAGAGUGAAGAAGAAACAGUCAUGCCAGAUGAUGAUAUUGAUCAUCGUGUCAGGUUUGCUGAAAAUGUCGAGUUUGUGAACGAUGAUGCUAAUUCCACGAUUUUAUCGAGUGACUUGGAUACUGUAGAAUUAAGCCAGACAUCCACUCCAAAUGAAAGACUCAAAUUUCAGGAAUUUAAAAGGAAAAUGCUUGGAACUAGCACAGCAAACCAUCAAAUGGAGCAACAAGCAGCAGAACUGAAAGAGAAAACUGAAUUAUUAAUGAUGAAGUUACAAGAAAUUGAAAAAGAAAAAUCCAGCAUAAUUAAAAUUAGAAGUGAAUUGGAACUAGACAAAAUCCAGCUUGAGAAUGAACGUGAUGACAUUUUUGAACGACUUAAGGACGAGAAAAUCAGGAUGGAAAUGGAAAUUCAUGAUGAAAAAAUGAAAAUUGAACAGCAAAAGCAGAAACUCGACAAAAUGCUGCGUGAUGCCAAAAAUCCAACAAAAAAGGAACGAGAGGAAGUGACAAAAUUAAAAGAAACAAUUGAGGAACUUAAAGAGGAAAUGAAAUCGAAGGAAGUAAGGCAUGGAUCAUCACAGGCACGAUAUCGAUCACAAAUUAAGGUCCUUGAAAAAGAGAAUCAAACAUUAAAAUUGGAACUAGAAGCAGAAAGAAAGGAUAACAAGAAAUUGGAACUAGAAAAUGCGCGACUCAAAAGAGAAACAAACAGCAAAAUGCUGCAGGAAAUUAACAAAAAUAUCGCAAAAUUAUCUCAGCCUGAAGUUUUAACAAAAAAGCCAGAAAUUAAGAAAACGGAAGUCCGAAGGAAAAGUGAACCUGCCUCAAAACCAGCUCCAAAGAAAAAGCCACAAAUUAUACAGGAAAUAUUGUCGAGUGAAGAAUCAAGUACCGAUGAUGAUGAAAAUCAAGGCACAGAUAUAAAUCUAAUAAGAACAAGGUCUUCAGAUCCGAUUAGAAAAACCAGCACUAUACAAAAUCGUACAUCAACGUCGUCAUCAGACAUUCUUACAGAAAUGAAACGAGAAAUUGUCAAUUCUGAUGGAAGUAAGGACAUUUGGUAUCCAAAUGGGAACUUAAAGAAAAUUUCAGCAGAUGGAAUGAUGAUUAGGAUGCUGUACUAUAAUAAGGACAUUAAGGAAACAAAUAUCAACGAGGGAACUGUGAAAUAUUAUUAUGCUGAUACAAACACAUGGCACACGACUUAUGUCGAUGGUUUAGAAAUUCUUGAGUAUCCAAGUGGCGAGGUAGAGCACAGAUACAAAGAUAACACAGUAGAAAUACAUUACACAGAUGGAUCAAUAAGAAUUACGAAUAAAACUUGGACAAAUGAUAUAAAGGAAGAAUGGAGAAUGCCUGACGGCACAAAUGCUAAGAUCUACAAAAAUGACACAAAAGUUUUAUCAUUUCCAAAUGGUCAGCGAGAGAUUCACACGUCAAAUUACAAGAGAAGAGAAUUUCCCGAUGGAACUGUAAAGAUUGUGUAUGAAGAUGGCAGUAUGGAAACAAGAUAUUCAAAUGGACGGAUAAGGGUGAAAGACAAGGAUGGAAAUCUAGUUAGUGACACAAUUAGCAAUUAA